Chenopodium quinoa (quinoa) is the source of this 2799-nucleotide messenger RNA. Its product is annotated as integrator complex subunit 9-like. Gene Ontology annotation, biological process: snRNA processing. NCBI's taxonomy places the organism in Eukaryota, Viridiplantae, Streptophyta, Magnoliopsida, Caryophyllales, Amaranthaceae. Gene Ontology annotation, cellular component: integrator complex. The coding region runs from base 586 to 2628 and encodes 680 amino acids. The transcript is spliced from 11 exons. The record is from RefSeq and is a predicted model, not a curated record.
GUUAUAUCGAAAUUGACAUAUUUUGUGGGUGGUAAUUUACAAAUUUUCCUUUCAUAAAUGCGACCGGUAACUGACAAUUUUAUUGACUUAUUUACGAUUAUGUUACUUGAUAAACCAAAUACCAAGUGAACUCCCUCGUUUUUCUCUCCAUUCUCUCUGCCCUCACACAGCCACGGCCACCAUCACCUCUCUUACUCAACCGCAGCUCCCAACUCGGCAACUAUGCCGACCACCGAACAGCCACCGUCAUUUCACGCUGUUAUUCUUCACUCAGUUUCUUUUGCUCUACGCACAGCCAUCUCGCUGCUUCUGAAACUUUUGUUUCUUUACAACUUUCGUAUAUAGUAGAAUAGCUUGUCACAAAUUUGUCACUAUUAUCGUUGUUCUCUUCUUGCAUUCUUAUUCAUACAUUUUAGUACCAAAAUCACAAACACCCUCGCAAAACUGUUUAUUUCCCGUCAUGCUCACAAGGUGUUCGAUGAAAUGCCGCAAUCAGUUUUAAUGGGUGAAUGUCAUUGAGGAAAGGAUCAUCAGAUACCCUUGCUUAUAUGAUCAUUUGGGGAAGUUCUCUUUUUUCUUGUUUCCAUGAAGCUUACUUGUUUAAGCAAGGGACAGGGUUAUUAUUUCCCGCCAUGUCACAUAAUUGAAAUUAGUGGAUUCCGCAUUUUGGUAGAUUGCCCAUUGGAUCUUUCAGCUCUGUUGAUAUUUGCUCCUGUACCUGUUUAUUCUGAAAGACAGCUUGAAUACGCUUUUGAUUGCUCGUGCCAUGCGUCUGUGGACGCUGAUGGUGCAGCUCAUAAGAGGCAAAAAGUUGAAAAUUUCUUUGAUGCUAGUAGUCUGAUUUAUGGGGUCCCUUGGUACAAAACUGUUAGUACUUUGCACCUGUGGGAUGUUUCUUUUAUUGAUGCUGUCUUAAUCUCAAGUCCUAUGGGAAUGCUUGGAUUGCCAUUCUUGACACGCAAUAAGAAUUUCGUAGCUAAGAUUUAUGCUACUGAAGCAACGACAAGAAUUGGGCAGCUUAUGAUGGAGGAUCUUCUUUCUAUGCAUAGAGAGUUCAGGCAAUUUUAUGGACCUGAGGACUCUGGAUGUGCCACGUGGAUGAAGUGGGAGGAGCUUGCCAAGUUUCCGCCUUCUAUACAAGAGAUAAUCUUGGGCAAAGAAGGGACAGAGCUCGGUGGCUGGUUACCAUUGUACAGUGCAGCUGACGUGAAGAAUUGCAUUCAGAAGGUGCAAUCACUUAAAUUUGCUGAAGAAACUUGCUAUAGUGGUUUGCUAAUUAUUAAGGCAUUCAGCUCUGGUCUCGAUAUUGGCACAUCAAAUUGGGAGAUUAAAAGUCCAAAAAAGGAUGUUGUUUUAAUAACUAGUUCUAUCCUUGACUCUGCUCCAGCCUUGAGUUUUGAUUACCAUGCUCUACAAGGUUGUGAUCUAGUACUGUUUUCAGAUUUCUCUUCUCUCGAUGAUAUGGAAGAUGUUGAUGCAGAGACUGAUCACUCAUCUCCAAUCAAUGAAAAUGCAGAGGUUGCCUCUAUCCAGUCCUUAAGCGACCCUGAUGGAAGUUCAGAGGAGGAGCAGAAGCUAGAAUUUAUAUGCUCUUAUGCUAUUGAUUCUCUUAAAGCGGGAGGCUCAGUCUUGAUUCCUAUUGGUCGCAUUGGUGUAGUGUUGCAACUAUUGGAGCAGAUUUCAGUUUCUGUGGAAUUAUUAAAUUUGAAGGUCCCCAUAUUUUUCAUUUCUUCUGUUGCAGAAGAACUUUUAUCCUACACCACCAUAAUUCCAGAGUGGCUGUGUGUUCAGCGACAAAAUAAGUUGUUUGCUGGUGAGCCCUUGUUUGCUCAUGUUGAUCUUAUAAAGCAGAAAAGGCUUCAUCUGCUAUCUUCAAUCUGCACAACUGAUUUAUUGAAAAUUUGGCAGGAACCAUGCAUAGUAUUUGCUCCUCAAUGGAGCCUGCGGCUGGGGCCCGUUGUUCAUUUUCUUCAGCGUUGGCAUGAGAAUGAAAAUUCAUUGCUUGUUUUGGAGAAAGCAUUAGAUGCUGAUCUAGCUCUCCUACCUUUCAAACCUUUGGCCAUGAAGGUCCUUCAAUGUUCAUUCCUCUCUGGCAUUAGAUCAAGUAAAGUUGCACCUUUGAUAGAGAAAUUGCAACCGAAGUAUGUGUUGUUACCCGAAAACUUGAAGGCUCUUGUAAAUGCAAAGUCAAUCUCAGUGGUAUACUACACUGAAAAUAUUAUGCUACGCGUCCCCAGCUUAAAGAGAAGAGCAGAACUUGAGAUUCCAACAGAUUUAGUCUCCCAAUAUCACUGGAUAAGUUUGAAGGAGGAAGAUAUUAACGUUACGAGACUAAAAGGGGAGCUGAGUGUAGAACAUGGGAAGUAUCGGUUACUUACAAUGAAGGAAUCCAAGGGGACCUGCAUUGAUUUGGGAAGGCUUUCAACUGCAUUACAAGAUAUGGGUUUUAAAAUAACAGUAGGACAAGAUGCAAUUGACGGAUCAGGUAAAUCUUUUGAUAUACAUGUGCAUGAGCCUAGUAAUGCUUUACUAAAAGUCCGACCAACAAUCACAACGAUCAGCACAUCUGACAAGUAUUUAGCCUCCAGCAUUUACAAAGCUGUGGAUAGUAUACUGUAUGACAUGUAAUGAAAAAGUUCGAUAGUUCAUUAUAAGGUACACUUCUGUCUUGAUUUGAGAAACAUGAAGUGAAUAGCCUUUGAGCAAAGUUUUGUUGCAUAUAAUUUUACAGAAUUUUCAUUGAAUUCUUGAGGAUUUGUUGAAGAGCUCAUCUUAUGGAAUUUGUCGUUAACCGUGAAA